Molecule: messenger RNA, 2631 nt
Organism: Amphibalanus amphitrite
Lineage: Eukaryota; Metazoa; Arthropoda; Thecostraca; Balanomorpha; Balanidae
Product: protein ABHD11-like
Exons: 6
Coding region: 239-1180 (313 amino acids)
Cellular component (GO): mitochondrion
Molecular function (GO): catalytic activity
Source: RefSeq, a predicted model, not a curated record
ACCUCCAGACGAUAGAGAGAGCCCGUGUGUGAAGAUGCGUUGAGUCCAGAGCAUUUAUUUUAAUUUUGAGGUGUACAAAGGAUAAUUCUUUGUUAUUGAAGCAUUAUUUGACGUGUGUUGUAUUACAUGCUCAGUAUAUAUUUUAUAAGUUGAGUUGUGUGGCCUAUGAACUUUACAUUUCUCUUCUAUUAGUUAUUUUAAAAUUGGCCGUGUACUGUAUUUCAAUUUCAAUUUAACUAUGACUUUAUCACAUUGCUGUAGCAUGUUAAAUGUUACCAGAAACUUGUUACCUUUAUGUGGCAAGAUUUCAAAACAAGUGUCAAUGCGUACAUCACAUACAUAUUCUAGUCAAUGCUCAGAUGCUGUGGACCUGUCAUUCCAAAGCUAUGACUCAGGAUCCCAACUUGAUCAAGAUGUACCCAUUUAUAUUAUGCAUGGAUUGCUUGGAUCGAAGUCAAACUGGAAUUUCUUGUCCAAGUCCAUUCACUUGAAGACACAAAGAAAAAUCAUCAACACUGAUGCCCGGAACCAUGGGGACAGUCCUCACUCUGAGCAAAUGGAUUAUGCUGUCAUGGCCCAGGAUGUCACAAAGCUCAUCACUGACCUAAAGCACAACAAGGUCACUCUGAUGGGCCACAGCAUGGGAGGGAAGACUAUGAUGACCAUUGCACUGAACAAUCCCUCGCUGGUCUCCAGUCUGGUGGUGGUGGACAUCGCCCCGGGCACCCGGCCGCGGGCCUCGUCCGACAUCCCUGGCAUUCUGGAGGCGCUCUCCAGGGUGCAGGUGACGCCCGGCCGGCCGCAGUGGGCCGUCAGGAAGGAAGCCGACGCCCAGAUCGCAGACGCCAUACCGGACCGGUACCUGCGACAGUUCCUGCUGACCAACCUGGUGGUGGAUGGAGACGGGGGCGCCGCCCGCUGGCGCGUCAACCUGCCGGUGCUGCAGCGGGCCCUGCCGACCCUGGCGGCCUUCAGCGUCCCGCCGGGCGCCACCUAUCCCGGGCCGACCCUGUUUGUCGGCGGAGAGAACUCGGCCUACAUCGAUCCGGCCGAGAAGGACAACAUCCGCCGGUUGUUUCCGGCCGCCGAGUUCGUCUGGAUACCCGGAGCCGGACACUGGGUCCACUCCGAGAAGCCACAGGAGUUUCUGGAGGUCGUCUGUCCGUUCCUGGCGGCGUGAUACAGCCGCGGGAGUUUACCUGGAGUUCUCACCCGACUUCGCUCGCACACGGAAUAACCUCGGUUAGUCCUUCUCUGGGUCGGAGGCCGCUCCGAUCCACGCCCUUUCAACCACGCCCGGGGAUCACCCGAAUAGUCCCGCUCUGUCACUUUCUCUCCCCCUCCCCCUCUCCUUCCCUCUUCUGAGCCUCCCGGAUAUCCCAUGUGGCGGACCGUCCCGGGGGGCUGCCCUCACAUCUCGCGUGCCGCCGAGACCGAGCGGCGGCCGGCACUUCGUGGGGCUUUGGUGCCCCUGAGACCAUGGCGUCGGUGGCACCACCCGAACCCUGGCUUAGCCGAGCCGACGGGCCACGGCACAUUGUUAGCCCGUAUCGGACAUGCCGGUUCGCCGGAACGCCCGGCCGACCGGUCUGGCAUUGCGUGCAGCGCGCUCCAUUUCUUUGUGACGGGCCUCGAUGGCCUUGGAUCGGGCAGUGAGCAUAUGCCCACGACAGUUGUCCGCCAGUCCAGCGGCGGCUAAUGGUUUCAAAAAGAACCACACGAUGUGGAUCGUGGCUCAUGCGGCGAGCGUUUCCAGCUUGUUGUUUGGUCGGUGGACCUCGCAGGUGUCGCUUGAUCGUCGUUUUCCGAUCACAUACAUGGCUGAUAGAGGGAAAGGCACGGUCGGUUAGCGUUGUACUCGGCUGUUGAAGCGGUCGCAGUACCGAAUCACUGCCCUGUGAGGCCGGGCAGUCCAAGGUUGGAUGAGUCAAUGCGUGAUGUGCUUAGAUAGUCUUAUUUGUUUUAGUUGGACGUCUCUGACUAAUUGCAGAAACCUUUCCUCGUACCUUUGACGUCAAUUACAAGUUUGAUGUCAUAAUAUCAUAUGGCGUAGGUCUAAUAAGGUGCCUUGCGGCUUGUUUCGUCUCUUGAUCAGUACCAGGUAGCGCUAAGUGCGCAGCUCCCUUCCGGAAGUGGUUUGAAAAGUGGCCUGGCGAAAGUUGUGCACUGAUUCAUGCAUGGGCCAAUGUCACCUGUGACGUCGCUUCCCACAAAGUACAGCGCACAGCUCAUCAGCUCAUUUACAAUGUCUUCCGCCUACUUUCAUCUGUUUACUUCCUUUGCACUAAUCAUUUGGAACACUUUACCGGUAUUAUUCAGGGCAAGAGACGUGCAAUCGACCUUUGAGUGGAAGCGACAUUUAGGUGCGGUGAUUUGUGGCGUACCCGUCCGUUUGAAAAUAUGAUCCGAACUCCUUUGAACAUUGUGUUUUUAAUGCAUCUAAGCCAUGCAUUUUAUUCUACUCAUUGCGACACUGCUUAUGUUCUGCUUCAGUUUUGGAGAAGCCAAUAUCCUCUGAUUCUGUUUUACUUAUGGGCAUUCAAAUUGUGAUCUUUUAGGGUCGUGAUGAGAUGACGCUGAUUACCUUUUGGAUUGUAGGAAGUUGCCACGAAAUAAAUCGAGUGAAAUAUA